This is a messenger RNA of Mercenaria mercenaria, 1944 nucleotides long. Its product is annotated as multiple inositol polyphosphate phosphatase 1-like. The transcript has 4 exons. The record is from RefSeq and is a predicted model, not a curated record. The coding region runs from base 250 to 1620 and encodes 456 amino acids. Lineage: Eukaryota; Metazoa; Mollusca; Bivalvia; Venerida; Veneridae. Gene Ontology annotation, molecular function: inositol phosphate phosphatase activity; acid phosphatase activity.
CUAAGUCAUUAAAAAGGACAUAGCUAGAUAAAAUAAUAUUUAUUUUAGCAGUUUCGCUAGCACUUCUCCUCUAUUGGACUAGUAAUUAGUUUUGAUGUGUUUUAUUUUACAUGGAAUUUCUGUAAACCAUUGUUUAUAAUAAAUCAGUAACAGCCGUAAAAUAUUAUUGCUUUGCUCAAUAUUUGCUGACUUUGUAAUAUUUAGAAUUAAGAAUUCUGCAGCUUCCAAAUUUAAAGCCGGACACGUGUAAUGCCGAUGAUGAUGGCGGUCUUCAAAACGACCUAUAUUCUCGUCUUCUUUGCACUGCUCAAACUGAGCUUCGGACAACAUGUCUCCUACACAACCAUGGGAUACGGAAACAACCAAUAUGGUGUAAAGACAGCGUACUUUUGGACAUACCCAGAGAAAGACCAUGCUAAAAAUCAUCUAAUGAAAAUAACGAUGGAUGGGCGGUCAUGCAACGCCGUGCAUGUAAACGUUGUAGCGAGGCACGGAGCCCGAUAUACUGGUUUAGCAGAAAUGCGGUCUUUCUCCAUACUUCAUGAAAAACUAAAGCACAAUUUCACUAACCGCAAGUAUGACUUUAUAAAUACCUGGAUCAACAGCUAUCCCGAAGCAAAAGCAGAACAGCUUUCUGUGUUAGGGAAAAGGGAAAUGACGUAUCUUGGAAAGUAUUUUGGGACAGAACUUUUUGAUUUAUUAAAUGGAACCGUUUCAGCAGACGACAAUCCGGUAUCAGUACAUUUUGCAGCAACACGGAAAACACGGACACAAGAAGGCGCCAAAUUGUUUUACAGCGGUUUAACCGACGCAAUAAUAGGGCAAAACUUGACAAAUGUGAAACCUGAAAUCCGAGAUAAUAUUCUUCGUUUCUAUGACAACUGCAAAAGGUACGAGCAAGAAACUGCCGACUUAAGUGAACAAACAAAGUUCGAGAACGGACCUGUAUUUCAGAAGGUUAUUGUGGAUAUUACAAAAAGACUUGGUGCCAAUGUUUCUUUAACUGUAGGUGAUGUUAAGAUAUUGUACAUGCUCUGUGCCACGGAACUUGCUAUCAUGAGCAAUGCAGACUGGUGUAGUCUGCUUACAGACGCUGAUAGGGAAGUGCUGGAAUAUGAUAAUGAUAUUAAGGAGUAUAUAACAAGACUAUAUGGACAUGCUGUAACAGGACAGAUGUCUUGUCCACUCGGAAGGGAUAUAUUUACAGCUAUGGACAAUGCUAUAGCGUCGAAUGAUCAAGGAUCGAGCUACAGGAAAGGCAUAUUCCAGGUGGGCCAUGCUGACACAGUAAUUGAUUUGGCAGCUGGACUGGGUCUAUUCAACGACACAGACUCUCUAAGGGCAGAUAACUACGACACCAUGAAGAACAGGAAAUAUCGAGCGUCCAUACAGGACACUUUCUCUACUCAUUUUGCAUUCAUUCUCUACAACUGUGGAGGAACAGGGGCAGAUAAUUAUGCUCUUAAACUGUUUUUCAAUGGAAAAGCUCUGUCUGUCCCAAAAUGCAGCAGUGAUGUGUGCUGGUAUAAAGAUGUCAGACUGGGUUACAAACAAUUCAUUGACAGCUGUGACUGGAACAGUGUAUGUGCAGUUGAUCAUAGUCAAAGUAUAGUAGGCUAAAAAUAUGAAACCCAUUUCACAAUUACAUCUUGCAAAUUUUUAUACAUACCUAUUUCUUACAAAAUUAGAAGCGCUGGUGGUAUAGGCCAGAUAUAAUGUGCAUUCCAGUAUUAUUUGCUAUGGCAAUAAAUAAAAAGUUCUUGCCUCAGAAAAUGAAAUAUAGCUGCAGAAUAUCAUGCUCCAAUCAAUAAAUGUGUUUAAUAACUCAAUGGCAUUUCUGUCCUGUGAAAACAAUUGUAAAUAUACAGGGAUAUGACCCAACACAGCUGUCAAUCACUGUGGUAGCUUUGCAACUAUAGUAUAUAGGGAUGUCACCUGACAAGC